ACCAUGGCUUCAUUUUCGCGUGACAUGCUACGCAAAAUUUGACAAAAAAAUUGUAAUUGCAACACGUUUUACUUCUCAGCUGAUGUAUCUGGCACGAUACGUUUCUUAUACAGCGGAAAAGUCGACUAUAUCAAACGAUGACGGCUCUUGUUGCAAGAAAUAUGAAUUCCCACGGAAUGGUUUUUUGGUUGGUUUAAUUUGGUACAAAUUUGGUGCUUUGUGUCAGGUGGCAUAUAACAUUUAAUAUACCUUUCUAAGAUGAGGUUUUCUAUAGAUUGGCGAAAGAGAUUGCCAAUUCUUAAAUGGCUGCCUCACUAUUCUCUGAGUAAAUUACAGAACGAUUUUAUUGCUGGUGUUACAGUUGGUCUGAUGGUGAUUCCACAGGGUUUGGCAUAUGCAAGUAUUGCAGAGCUACCACCACAAUAUGGUCUGUACAGCUCAUUCAUGGGUGGAUUUGUGUACUGUCUUUUCGGUUCAAGCAAAGACAUAACCCAAGGUCCAACGGCCAUCAUGUCGCUGAUGGUAGCAUCCCACUCGGCAGAAUACAAGUUCUCAAAGCAUGACUAUGCUAUAGCGUUGAGUUUUCUCUGUGGACUUAUAUGGUUAUUAAUGGGCUUUCUUUCUCUUGGGUUCAUUGUCCGUAUUAUGCCAUUGCCUGUAAUAAGCGCUUUCACGUCUUCUGCGGCAAUAACCAUUGCAGGUGGACAGGUUAAGAACCUUCUCGGCUUAUCGGACAUACCUCGAGAAUUUUUCCCAUGCAUGACCAAAAUAUUCUCAAACAUUGGCGAAACAAAUCACUGGGAUUUAAUUCUAAGUUUAAUAUGCAUUGUUUUGUUGGAAUUGCUACGUUUCAUGAGGCCGGUUGAAUUACCGUCGGAAUAUUAUGAUUCACCGCCCACUGGUUUGCAAAAGGUUUCCCGGAAAUUUUUAUGGAUUGUAUGCACCGCUAGAAAUGCACUAAUUGUUUUUGCAAGUGGUUUGGUGGCUUUAGCAUUUUAUCGAAAAAGUCUAACACCUUUUACAUUGACAGGCAAAGUGGAGGAGGGUCUGCCUGAUUUUGAGGUACAAUACUACUGUACAUGCAUGUUGUUUGAUUGAGUCAGCAUUGACAGCAGUGGCGGAAAUUCACUUUUUCCAGUGCGGGGGGAUGGGCCUCCUAAAUUUCUUGACAAAACUCUUAAAUUACAUACUCUUAUUUGCACUUCUGUUGAAAAGACUGUUUUGUGAACUUCUUUAGGUAAAAAUUUCCAAAAUCUGCCAAUCUUCGUGAAGGCCACGCCCCACCAAGAUUUCCACCACUGAUCAUAUAGGGAGUGAUCUAAAGUUAGGAGGAACAAUUAAUGGGAAAACUGAACUCGUAGCAUUAGUGGUUAUUAUAAAUUUACUAAAUGGCAAAUUGGUAGAAACUAUGAAGAUUGUGGAUUGAUAGGGAUACAAUACCUGAAAAAAAAACAAGGUAUUUGUAUCCCUAUCAAUCCACAGAUUUUUUAGUAUCGUCACUAUCUACACUUGGCACAGACCAUUUAAGAUUGCAGUAUUUGGUAGAAACCAUGUUUAUCCCAAUAAGUUGCAUUGUGCCCUGGACAGUGUCAUUUCAGAAAACACCAUUAAGUAUGUAUCUCCCCCAGGGAUGGAUUUACUGGGGGAGUGUGUGGGGAGGGGGGGAGGGUGCACCUCCUACGGGCCCCUAGCCCUGGCUAGAGGGGGUGCUAUUUUUCAUGAUAAAGCAAAAAAUUAUCAGAGGCAAAAUGAGAUACAGUAAUUUGAGUAAUAACAUGAUGAUAAGUGAACUGUGAACAACAAUUACAAUUCAAUACAGUACAACUGUAAGCAAGUCACGCAAGUUGAUGGGCGGGUGGUACACAUGACCGACACAACUCGGCACCAGACCUGGCAGAGCACCCUACCAGUUCAUGCUGAACCCAUUCCUGACAUAAUACAGAGUGAACAAUAACACAAGUGAACACAACAUAACACUUGCAGACAGAUAAACUGGAAGUUAAUUUAAACUCCCUACCACAUUUAGACAUCCUAAUACACUUACUGUACUAUUAUCAGAAACAAAUUCCUGUACACUUUGCCUCCAGACGGCAAAAAUUUCCUCCAUGGGGGGAGUGUGGCCGGACCUUUGGUAGAAUGGUCUAUUGCCUUCCCAGGGCAAUCACUGUACCAACCACGCAUACUGGCCAUUGGGUAGAGCCCUAAUCGCUCACCUUCACUGCACAUAACAUAGGCAACUUGUUGUAAAUUUAAACCCUUCAAAAAGAUUACAAACAGCCAAUUUGUUUAUGUAGUAGAUCUCAGUUUUGGUGAACAUUUGGAAGGUUUUGUCAGAAAUUAGGUUUUGCCCCAUUGCCAAUGUCACUUGACAGAUCAAGUUGUUUUGUGUUAAAAAAGAGUAAUGUAUCGCUACUAUAGUCUGCUUUGGGUAAGCUAAGUUAGGGUUUGGGUUUAGUCCAACUGGUGAUCCGGUCCAUCCUUAUAGUUUAAACCUUCCUGAGGCUGAGUAAAAUAGUACAGUAGAGAUUAUGAACUUUUAUAGUUAACUAAAAUUCCAAAUUAAUAUUUUUUUAUACAUAGUUUCCCCAUCUGAAAUCGCACAAUAAGAACACAACGAUAUCUACACUUGGCAUGAUUUCGGACAUAGGUACAGGUUUCAUUAUUAUACCAAUCAUCGGCUUUGUUGAAGACAUUGUGAUUGCUCAGGCGUUUGCAAGGAAAAACCAUUAUGAAGUGGAUGCUACGCAGGAAUUGAUUUCCAUUGGUGUGGCUAACAUUGCUAACUCCUUCGUUUCUGGUUAUCCUAUAACUGGCAGUUUCUCACGGACAGCAGUCAAUGCCUCGAGUGGAGUUGCUACGCAAUUUGGAGGUAUGAACUACAUUCGUGUGCUGAAGAAUACCACAUCUUCUCAAUUUAGCCCCCAGCCAAAUUUAACAUAAGGUGUGACCAGAUUUGGAAAGUAUACAAUAUAAUAGAAUUGAUAAGAUUGGAAUAGAUUAGUAUUCUGAUUAUAAAUUAUUAGAAUAUUAGAACACAACAGAAUAGGGAGAAUUUUACUUGACAAACUUUAAAAUAAUUUUACAGUAUACACAAUUACAUAUUGAAAUAGGAUGCUUGUGAUGUUACCCUAACUCUGAGUGUGUAUUCACACCGGGCAGACUUGAAAAAUAUGCCUGGCCACGGUGGGAAUCGAACCUACGACCUUUGGAAUACUAGCCCAAUGCUCUGCCAACUGAGCUACGCGGUCAGGUCGGUUCGAGAUGCGAUAUUUCGGAUCUGAGUCUAGUUCCUUCGAUAUCGGUGUAAUCAUGAUAUUUGUUGUGUUGGUGUAGUGUACUCAGGUGAAUAAGAUGCUUGUGAUAUUACUCUGAGUGUGUAUCCACACCGGGCAGACUUGAAAAAUAUGCCUGUCCACGGUGGGAAUCGAACCUACGGCCCUUGGAAUACUAGCCCAAUGCUCUGCCGACUGAGCUACGCGGUCAGGUCGGUUCGAAGGAACUAGACUCAGUUCCGGAAUAUCGCAUCUCGAACCGACCUGACCGCGUAGCUCAGUUGGCAGAGCAUUGGGCUAGUAUUCCAAAGGUCGUAGGUUCGAUUCCCACCGUGGCCAGGCAUAUUUUCCAAGUCUGCCCGGUGUGGAUACACACUCAGAGUAACAAACACAAGCAUCUUUAUUCACCCGAGUACACUACACCAACACAACAAAUAUCUUGAAACAGGAUAGCUAGUUAUACGACCAUCCUGAAUUCGAAAAUUACCCAAUUUUCUCAGUAUUUCCCAACAUCCGAAAAUUGCCAUUAAUACAUUAUGUAUAAUAUCCAUUUCGAAGACGAUCGAAGUUCUUAUGGCUCGUUUACACUCGCAAUUUUUGCUGGGAGUUUCUUUUUCUGAAUUCUGAUGGAUGUGAACGAGUGGACAAGUUAUGAAUGUUCAGAUAAGGGUGCAUGCAUGUACUCCGAACAUUCGUAACUCAUCAACUCAUUAACAUGCAUCAGGAGAAAAUCGCAGCAAAAAUUGCACUUCUAAACGGGCCUUUACUCUUUACUCUCUUGUCCAACACAUCAUUUAAAAGAAUCGAAAUGAACUUUGAAAAAGUUCAGUUAUUUUUCUUAUUUUAACUUAUUUGGUUAUUAUAUUCACUAUAUUUUAGUCUAUAAUAAUCAUUGUGCUUGUGGAAAAAGUCGUAGAUAUGGGUAUAAAUAUAACCGCUAUUGUCAGCCUCGUACCUAGGGGAUGAGAGUGUUCUUAGAGGUAACCUGUAUAUUUUAUUUUCCUUUAGGCGUAUUCACUGGUUGUGUUGUUUUAUUAGCUCUGAGUGUAUUAACACCAUUCUUCAAAUAUAUCCCCAAAGCAUCCUUGUCGUCAAUAAUUAUCAUGGCAAUCCUACGAAUGGUCGAUUUCCGGAUAGUGAAACGAAUUUGGCGAACUAGCAGGAUAGACCUUGUAACAUUCUUUGUGACAUUUUUUGCCUGCUUCUACCAAUUGGAUGUCGGUAUAUUAUGUGGUGUCGUGGUGGCUAUGGUUGUAUUCUUGUAUCGCCGUCUUGUUCCAGAAGUCGAAAUCCAAGGGGAGAUUAAUGGUCGAUGUCAUUUUAAAUUACUUGGUGGUUUAACUUACGUUGGUGUUGAUUAUCUUACUUCUAAAGUAAGGGAGAAAGCGUUAGUUGAUAAUGGACCUACUGUUGUCAUUUUCGAUUGUUCCACGAUGUUUGAAUGUGAUUUUACCGUGACAGAAGGAUUGGUCCAGUUAUAUUUCGAAUGCAGGGAUCGUGAAAUAAAGCUCAUAUUCUAUAGUGUGCGAAAGGAUGUUAAAGAAAUGUUACUAAACGCUGGCUUGCCUGAUGACUUAUUUAAAUCUGAGUUAAAUGGAGAACUUUGUGGUUUGUUAAAUACAUGAUAGGAAUUUUAGUGAAAACAAUGCUAUAUAUAACUAGUUCUUUCUUACGUAAGCGGAACAUUAGUCAUGUGAUUUUCAGUUUUGACACAUAGUUCCUUAUAGUCAAAUAUUCAUAACUUCGUCAAUAAUUAGAUAGAAAAGAAGGUAAAAGCUGAGAAUGAAUGCUGAAUGCAUCUUCCCUUAAUUAUUUUUCCUAUAAUGCGUGCACCCUUUAAUUUGCGUAAUGUCACAAAUAUGUCAGUCAAAUCAAUGAGUGACUGGACAACUGAUUACUUACAUUUUAUUGUGUUAUAAAGUUAUGCUUUUUACAAUUAAUUAUUUGAACAAUAGAUAAUUGUUUGAUGGUAACUGCAUAAAUUACGUGGUGUGCACACCAUGGUUGUUUACCAUUUACAUGGAAAUUCCGGUGAUUCCAUAUGGAAAGUAAAUGGAACAAGCAUAUUUCGACGGCCCAACCGGAACUUUUCCGGAAUAAACGGUUUGUUUGAAAAGGUUGUCCUCUCUUACCGAUUGGAAAGUUUCAACCGGUAAAUGUUGUUCCAUUUACACUUUUUAAAUUUUUUUCACCAGUUCCAGGCUCUUCGCGAUUUAACAAUUGAAAUUAUUAAAUGGAAAGCGAAUAAUCCGAAUGGGAUUUUCUAUCCGAAAUUUUGCUUACCAUUAGCACAAUUUCAAACCGGAUGGGUUUUACAUGUAAAUGGUAAACAACCCAUGUAUACUUGGUGGUGAUUAAUAUUAGUGAAUUGAUGUUGAUGGAUUGAUGAUAAUACAACAUUCGAUAUUUAUGAACUUUUGUAAUAAAUUAUGUAAUAAAUGCAAUUUCGGUAAUUAAAAGUGAAUUACGAGUAAUAUUUUCGAAA
Messenger RNA from Paramuricea clavata, 5757 nucleotides. Lineage: Eukaryota; Metazoa; Cnidaria; Anthozoa; Malacalcyonacea; Plexauridae. The record is from the annotation of a GenBank genome assembly.